UAAACUUGACUGUGAAGCGUAAUUCGGUGGAGGCCUCAUGGUACCAAUAGGCUGGCCUGGUUAUGCUCCCUGGAGUCGGCAAAUUCCUACUCCGGACUUCCGAAUUCCUCCAGCACCUAUCACUCGUGCCAAGCUGGCGAAGAAUGUUGCAAAGACCGUACAACGAUUCAUCAAUGACAUGGCUGACAGGCCUAUGGAGGACGGGGCCGAUGUCCGUUGGCGUGUUGAUCCUGGACACAUCACUAUCGAUAGGCUGGAUCUUGUUGGACUCCAGCACGUUUCUGCCGGGAGCUGGCAGGCUCAUGUCCAUCUACGGAUGUAGAGCAUGCCAUUGUCGUCCACGACCAGUCAUCUGUAAUAGCACCGUCCGAGCUUUCGCAUAUCAGGAAUCUAUAAGCCUGCCUUUACUGGUCCCACCGUCCGACAUUCUGUAUUUGCUUCAUCUUGAUACUCC
Messenger RNA from Somion occarium, 454 nucleotides. Lineage: Eukaryota; Fungi; Basidiomycota; Agaricomycetes; Polyporales; Cerrenaceae. The record is from the annotation of a GenBank genome assembly.